This is a messenger RNA of Anopheles darlingi, 1872 nucleotides long. It is a transcript of the gene gsb, whose product is annotated as protein gooseberry. NCBI's taxonomy places the organism in Eukaryota, Metazoa, Arthropoda, Insecta, Diptera, Culicidae. The record is from RefSeq and is a predicted model, not a curated record. Gene Ontology annotation, molecular function: RNA polymerase II cis-regulatory region sequence-specific DNA binding; DNA-binding transcription factor activity, RNA polymerase II-specific. Gene Ontology annotation, biological process: regulation of transcription by RNA polymerase II; anatomical structure development. The coding region runs from base 1 to 1872 and encodes 623 amino acids. The transcript has 4 exons.
AUGGCUGUUGCCGGAUUAAACAUGUCACCGAUGUUCAGCGGAUAUCCCUUCCAAGCACCUCGUUCUUCUGGCACGUCGCGAUCGAAUGCCGCACCAACCGGCAUGCCCCGGAACCCGGGCCGGUACGGUACGCGGGUCCGCGAUUGUACCAAGCAGUGCGCGCCCUCUGAACCAUCUCAACGCCGCCGUCGUCAAGGACGUGUGAACCAGUUGGGCGGAGUGUUCAUCAACGGGCGGCCACUACCGAACCACAUUCGUCUGCGGAUCGUCGAGAUGGCCGCGUCCGGGGUGCGACCUUGCGUCAUCUCCCGACAGCUUCGCGUAUCGCACGGUUGUGUGUCGAAGAUUCUGAACCGCUACCAGGAGACGGGUUCGAUUCGUCCCGGUGUGAUCGGUGGUUCGAAGCCACGCGUCUCUACACCGGAGAUCGAAGGCCGGAUCGAGGAGCUGCGUAAGGCGAAUCCGGGUAUCUUUAGUUGGGAGAUUCGUGAUCGGCUGAUCAAGGAUGGACUGUGCGAUAAGACGACGGCACCAUCGGUUAGCUCGAUCAGUCGGCUGUUGCGUGGAGGACGUCGUGAGGAUGGCGAUACACACGGGAAUCACUCGAUCAGUGGUAUCCUGGGUGGAUCGUCCUGUGAUGAGGACGAUGACAGUGACACCGAGUCCGAACCGGGCAUUACGUUGAAACGGAAACAACGUCGAUCGCGUACCACCUUCAACGGUGAGCAACUGGAAGCACUUGAGAUCGCAUUCAGUCGGACACAGUAUCCGGAUGUUUACACACGGGAGGAGCUGGCCCAAAAGACGAAACUGACGGAAGCUCGGGUUCAGGUUUGGUUCUCGAAUCGACGUGCCCGGCUACGGAAGCACAUGAGUUCGCAACAGAUGUACCCGGCCCAGUAUCAGACGCACGGUGCGUUCGAGCAUCAAGCGGCAGCGGCUAGUGUAGCCGUUGGUACACCGGGAACCGGAUCCGGAUCACCGAUGCCGGGUGCCGGUGGUAGCUCGUCGGCUUCGGCGGCGGCAGCGGCUGCAGCAGCAGCAGCGGCGGCGGCGGCCGCAGCAGCCGUCAGCGGCUUCCCGAUGCAAAGCCCAUGGUCCCAGUAUUCGUCCGUGGCCUCUGGCUCUGGCCAGCAGACGGCGUCCAUGAUGCAUGCGCCAUCGCAAACCUCCUACAAUCCGCUCGCCCAAACGAUGAUGCAUCCAACGUCCGCUACCAUGAGUCCACCGGCUUCGAUGAGUCCACCGAGCUCGGUCAGUCCACCGGCGUCCCACGCUGGCGCUAAUUCCACCUCCGUCUCGCCCAUCCCACACACCACCACCGGCGGCGGCGGUUCGCUUUCCCUCCACAACGGCACCAAUGGCAAUGAUUCCAACUUGGCCGCCACCGGUUACAACUACUUCUCGAUGCUGGACAACGGUACACCCACCCAUCACGGGGUACAGCAUCCUCACUCCCACUCCCACUCCGGUCCGGCUUCCCAUCAUGGCCAUUCGCAUCAUCACGUGGGACAAAUCAGUGCCGCCCAAUCGUACGCCGCGGCUGUCGCCGGUGGCUAUUCGGCGGCGGCGGCGGCUGGCGCCAAUAUGGAGGUCGCAGCAGUUGCCGCAGCAGCCGCCAAUACACAGGCCGCCUCGUGGCCACGUUCCGGUAGCUCCGUGGCACACUGCCAGAAACCCGUGGCCAGCGAAUGGGAUGCAUACAGCUCGUUUUUCUCCAACAACAUGGGACAUCAUCAUCAUCAUCAUUCGGCGGCAUCUGCACACUAUCAAUCGGCAGCGGCCGCAGCCGCCGUGGCCGCUGAGGCCAAGUCGGGAUAUCCUUACUUUGGUCAGCUGGGAACACUGGAAGUGAGUCGCCUGCACUGCUAG